Cuscuta campestris is the source of this 902-nucleotide messenger RNA. Lineage: Eukaryota; Viridiplantae; Streptophyta; Magnoliopsida; Solanales; Convolvulaceae. The record is from the annotation of a GenBank genome assembly.
AGUUACUCUUUUUAAUUUCCCCUAUUUUCCUUUUCACAUUGUAGAUCCAACCCAUCCUUCUCUGUCCCUUUAUAUUAUAUAACUAUAUAUACACACACUCAGCUCCCUCGGCCACCCAAUUACUGAAAAAGGAAUGGAUCCCCUGUCGUCGACGGCGGCGUUGCUUCUCGACGAGACGGUUUCCGUCGCCGGAGACGACGUGUCGGGGCCGCUGUCCUUGGUAUGGGGGGAGAUUACCGGGCUCGGGCUGCCGCUUCUGGUGCCGGCGAUCAACGCCGCCGUGUGGGUCUGCUUGGCAAUGUCGACGAUGCUGUUCGUGGAGAGGGUGUACAUGGGUGUGGUCAUGCUCUUCGUGAAGCUGCUCCGCCGGACGCCGGAGAAAAGAUUCCGGUGGGCGCCAUUGGAGGGUGACGUCGAGCUUGGAAAUGCGGCUUUUCCCAUGGUUCUCGUUCAGAUCCCAAUGUACAACGAGAGAGAGCUGGGUGGGUUGACCGGGUCUGACCUGGACACACUCGACCCGUAACAAAAUACACACAACAAGAACACAAUGUAUGACCUAGACCGGGUAAGUCUCCUCAAUCCGAAUUAUAUUUCUUACUCUAUCUCAAGAGUGAACUUUAGUGAGAGAAAAAUUGGAUCCCCUUCUCUAUCCACAAUCAUCAUAUUUAUAGAGAAGGAUUUGUGAUCUUCCCCUGUUCAUUCAUGGACAAAAUAUGAAGCACGUGGGAAAGUCACUCUAGUUAAUGGAAGCACUGUACAAUCAUAGAUUUUAAUAGCUACAAGCCAAGAUACUGUUUAAUCAAAGACUAUAAAUGGAUAUUCUCAAUCCAAUCAACCCUGCAAGAUGACAAACAUUCCUUUCACUGUAUGCCUCGUGAUGGAUGAGCGGCGGGGUGUUCCCU